Molecule: messenger RNA, 1473 nt
Organism: Tripterygium wilfordii
Lineage: Eukaryota; Viridiplantae; Streptophyta; Magnoliopsida; Celastrales; Celastraceae
Product: U1 small nuclear ribonucleoprotein A-like
Exons: 5
Coding region: 383-1120 (245 amino acids)
Biological process (GO): mRNA splicing, via spliceosome
Cellular component (GO): U1 snRNP
Molecular function (GO): U1 snRNA binding
Source: RefSeq, a predicted model, not a curated record
CCAGAGGGAAUUAGGAAAGAUCUGUAGCCGUUGAAGGUUAGAGUGUGACACACAUCGGGAUCGUCCACGUGGAAAUCAGAGGCGGCGGCUUGGCGAAAGGUCUUGGUCAUGGAAGGUCCUUUGCUAAGUCUACAUCAUUUUUCUGAUGGGCUGGGCUGUAUAACAACAAUGAAGUGUUGUCUUAAAAGAAAAUAAUGAUAACACUGGGCCAACAGAAGCCCGAUGGGCUAGCUGCAUACUAGUAAAGUGCCGUCUAGAAAAUAAAUAUAAUACUGGGCCGAGGGCCCAAAACUCCAUUGUCCAGUCCAUUCCCAAGCGGAGAGCUCCCUCGCUACACUGUUUGCUCUCUUGAGUUUUGAGGGGGGAAGGUAGAAGUAGAAUUAUGGCGGAUGCUAAUACGGGCACGGGGGCCGAGGUUUCUCUGAACAUGACCAUAUAUAUCAAAAACCUCAACGAGAAAAUAAAAAUUGACGAGUUGAAGAAAUCGCUGCACGCAGUCUUCUCCCAGUUCGGGAAGAUACUGGAGGUAUUGGCGUUCAAGACACUGAAGCAUAAAGGGCAGGCUUGGGUUGUUUUUGAGGACGUUAGUGCUGCAACCAAUGCGAUUAGGAAAAUGCAGGAUUUCCCCUUCUAUGACAAGCCUAUGAGAAUACAAUUUGCAAAAACUAAGUCGGAUAUCAUAGCAAAGGCUGAUGGUACUUUUGUUCCUCGAGAAAGACGAAAGAAGCAUGAAGAUAGGGGUAAAAAGAGAAAAGAGCAGCAUGAAGCAGGAAUGGGUGUGAACCCUGCUUAUGGUGGUGGUGCCUAUGGUGCAAUGCCUCCUUUAUCACAGAUUCCUUACCCUGGUGGUGCAAAAUCCAUGGUCCCUGAGGCUCCAGCUCCUCCAAAUAACAUACUGUUUAUCCAGAACCUUCCUUACGAGACAACUCCAUUGAUGCUGCAAAUGCUGUUCUGCCAGUAUCCUGGCUUCAAGGAGGUUAGAAUGGUGGAAACAAAACCAGGGAUUGCCUUUGUAGAGUACGAAAAUGAGAUGCAAUCAACGGUGGCAAUGCAGGCACUCCAGAGUCUUAAAAUUAACCAGCAGUGCCCUCCAAUGUUAAUAACCUAUGCCAAGAAAUAGAUAGACAUUUUUGGCUUUGCCAUUCAAGCAAGAAGGUGGCUGCAGUUGAGGAUUUCCAGCUAAAGCCCAGCACGACUUUGUUGCUUCUUGGUUUUUCUCUUCUGCUGGAGGUUUAAAGUGUUAAUGCAUCCUUGCAGCUGAUAUGGUUCUCUUGGAUGUAUGAGACUCUGAUCUUUUGGUUCAUAGUUCUAUUUGUAGUGCUGUGAAUGUUUUAAAAUUUGGUAGAUUUCUUGUAUUUUGGACUAAGGAGAAUUAUAGGAGGUUUCAAACCUUAUUUACCAAACUUGGCCAGGUGUAAAAUCAGCCAAAUGGUUUGCAAUUUUGAAAUGGUGAAGUUGACCAUAGUUACUCUU